Molecule: messenger RNA, 1014 nt
Organism: Chaetomium globosum CBS 148.51
Lineage: Eukaryota; Fungi; Ascomycota; Sordariomycetes; Sordariales; Chaetomiaceae
Exons: 2
Coding region: 1-1014 (337 amino acids)
Cellular component (GO): nucleus
Molecular function (GO): protein binding
Source: RefSeq, a predicted model, not a curated record
AUGGCGAGCCCUCCGGGGGAAGCUGCCCAAACUGAAGCCCCACGACAUCUCCUCCGCCCGCCGCCGCGCGCCCUGCCCGCGGUGCGCAUCCGCCUCAUCAGCCCCACCGUCGGCUACGGCCUCUUCGCGGCGCGCGAUCUGGCCCGCGACGAGCUGGUCUUCCACGAGGCGCCGCUGCUGACGGCGCUGUUCAACGAGGCCUUCGCCGCCGACCGCGCCCUGGUCGCCUCCCAGGUGGCGGCGUGCCGCGCCGCGCUCGCGCAGCAUCGCCAUGUGAUGGCCGUGGCGUUUCCCGGGUUGGCGGGGAGGUUUGGGGUCCGGGGCGUGGAGUGGGAGUUGCCGAUUGGGAUUUUGGGUGUGGUGGAUGGGGAUGGUGGGGGUGGGGGUGGUGGUGAGGGUGAGGGGGGGGAGGGGAUGGGGAUGAAUCUGGUUGUGGAUGGUGGUGCUGGUGGCGAGGGGGGGAGGCCGCAGUUUGCCGGGGCGGAAGUCACGCAGCGUGAGUAUGAGGCGUAUACUGCCAGGUUGAGGAUGGGUGGGAGUGUGUCGGAGGUGGACGCCCGCGAGGCGUGCCUGGAUUUCUUCAAGCACUACGCCUUUCAAGUCCCGCCGGGCGGGGGUUCGGGGUCUGCUGCGGUUGGGAAUGGGGGGGAAGGAGGGCUUGGGAACGGAAUGACCGGCGCCGCUUCGACGAGACAGGCCUGCGUCUACCUCCUUGGGUCGCUGAUCAACCACUGCUGCACCCCCGGCCCCACGUUCUCGAGCUCUGUUUGUGCUUCUUCUUCCCUGGGCAGGGACAAGAAUAAGAACGAGCCCGGGCCGAACUGCUCCUGGCGCAUCGGCCCGUCGGGGCUGGCGCACUUUGUCAAGCCGCGUCAUAUCUGCGUGCAAGCGCGCCGGGAUAUCCGCGAAGGGGAGCAGCUGACGUGGGACUACGGCAAGCGGGAGAAGGGCUUCGUUUGUGAGUGCGACACCUGCCGGGAGGGCGGGCUGAGCUCGAUCUGUAACAUGCUAUGA